Cornus florida is the source of this 858-nucleotide messenger RNA. RefSeq names its product protein EPIDERMAL PATTERNING FACTOR 1-like. The coding region runs from base 320 to 682 and encodes 120 amino acids. Gene Ontology annotation, biological process: guard cell differentiation; stomatal complex development. The record is from RefSeq and is a predicted model, not a curated record. NCBI's taxonomy places the organism in Eukaryota, Viridiplantae, Streptophyta, Magnoliopsida, Cornales, Cornaceae. The transcript has 2 exons.
UUCAGUAAAUUCUUUCACUACCAUCACCUCUCCAUGGAACCCCAUAAGCGUGAAGAAAAUCCGUCACCCUUUCUAGCAGGGUUAAGCCUUGUGAUCAUGUUCUCUUGCGCACCCUCUUUCAUGUGACCUUUCCUCAUCUAUAUAUCCAUUAGUCCACAGUCCACACUUUUGCGUGUGACUUGCUUCAAUACCACCUUCCUUCUUGUCCAGCCCUUUAUAUAUCCAUCCACCUCUACCUCUUUCCAUCACUCUAGAUUCACAUUUUCUUCCACUUAACAAGCUCGUCCAAGUGAAGAAAAUAGGAGAGAAGUUCAAAACCAUGAAGGGUUUUGUUCGCAUUGCAGCUAUUCUUACUCUUCUUCUUAUCCCAGCAGUCAUAUCAGCCAGGCACAUUGGCCGGCAACACUCACGUCUUGGACAUCACCAUCCAACAAGGCCUAGCACAAGAGACACAAUGGCUAGACCUGAUUUCUACCGGGAGAGAAGAUCAACAAAGCAUAAGAGACCAGACACCCUCCAAAUUGCAGGGUCGAGCUUACCAGAUUGCUCGCAUGGUUGCGGGUCAUGUUCGCCAUGUCGACUGGUCAUGGUGAGCUUUGUUUGUGCUUCACUGGAAGAGGCCGAGACAUGCCCAAUCGCUUACAAAUGCAUGUGUAAUAACAAGUCUUAUCCUGUUCCAUGAUCUGAAAUUCAUGUGCCAUUUGAAUUCAUUGUAACAUAGAAGUACUCCCUAAUCUUUAUUUAUUUUUUUUUUUAUUUUUUUUUUUUUCUUUUUCCCCAUUAAGAUUCUCUUUGUACUCUAGAGACAAGCCAGCCUUUGGCUCUAUUUAAUCAAAGAGUUUCUUAUUUUUCUUCUUA